UGGACCAUCGUAUAAGUGACCUCAUUGUCACAACCCAUUGUAAAAGCCCAAGGUCCGUUAGCCAUUUCAACUCACCGACGGUUGUAUGUUCCUCUCUGGUUUGGUUAUAACUUCCAUUCUCUGGCCUCUUCUAAGGUCGUUCAGUACCCGCAUAACACAAACAGGGUUAGAGAGAAAGUCAGAUAGAGAGAGAACAUGAAUCUCGGUGGCGGAGGUGGUGGUUCCGGCGACGAUCUGUCGUCCUCCUCCGUCGUAUCUGAGUGGAGUCAUUCCUUGUCGCGGCGUUACCAGCACCUCCUUGACAAGUCGACGCCGCACGUUCUCAACCGUUGGAUCGCGUUCUCCGUCGUCGCCUUCAUCUACGCCGUACGCGUGUACCUCCUCGAAGGUUACUACAUCAUCACGUACGGACUCGGCAUCUACAUCCUACAGCUCUUCAUCUUGUUCCUCUCCCCUCAGGUUGAUCCUGAGAUCCAAGAACUCGCUGACGGGCCCACCCUCCCCACCCGCGGAUCCGACGAGUUUCGACCGUUCGUUCGCCGCCUUCCCGAGUUCAAGUUCUGGUAUUCAAUCACAAAAGCCUUUUGCUUGGCUUUUCUGUUGACGCUAUUCAGUAUGUUUGAUGUGCCUGUAUUUUGGCCAAUUCUAUUGUUCUAUUGGCUGGUGCUCUUCAUUUCAACAAUGAAAAGGCAGAUAAUGCACAUGAUCAAGUACAAAUAUGUACCCAUCUCUGUUGGCAAGCAGCGGUACACUGGAAAGAAAGUAAUCUCAGAGGAUGACACAAACAUUGUAUCAGCUUAAUGCUUCAGGUAGAUUGAAUAAUUUAAUACUGAAAACAUGCAUAUGUUUAGGCAACAAGUUCGUUUAGGGUAUUUACCAAAAAAAAAAAUUGUUUAGGGGACGACAUUCUUCAAGAUUCGGAUUUCUCUGAGGAUGUGGAGAACUGAUUAGUUCUAUGAUUCAUGUAUGAUAAUUUUCAGAUUUUGCUGGGAAAAGACUUGGGGUUUUCUUGUGGCGAGGGAUAAGCUGGUUCCCUAAGAGCCUAAUACUUGUUAUUAAUUUGUCCUUUUGAUAGGAUGCAGUUAUUCAAUUCUGGCUUACUGUAAGUGCUGACAAAAUGAAUUGCUCAGUGCAGUGUACUGACUGUAGAGUUUGCAAUGCAAAUUUGAAAUAUUUGUCAUUUGUUUCUGUGCUCC
Molecule: messenger RNA, 1196 nt
Organism: Cornus florida
Lineage: Eukaryota; Viridiplantae; Streptophyta; Magnoliopsida; Cornales; Cornaceae
Product: protein RER1A-like
Exons: 3
Coding region: 196-801 (201 amino acids)
Biological process (GO): protein retention in ER lumen; retrograde vesicle-mediated transport, Golgi to endoplasmic reticulum
Cellular component (GO): Golgi membrane
Source: RefSeq, a predicted model, not a curated record